GUGUGGAGAAGGCGGGUCUCGUUCAGCGGGAGGGGCGCGGUUUAUGCGGCGCUGGACACGUCGUGAGAGCCCGGAUGUCAGACCUAGAGCAGCUGGUGAGUGCGACCUCUCAGCUGCAGCAGCAGCUUCUUGAGAGCGCGGUGCGCGGUCUUGAAGGUCAGCCAUACUAGCCGUGUAUGAAUAGCCAUCCUAGGAAGUUAUUCUUAUUAACGCCGUCCUUGCCCUUUGACCGGAGGCGGUUCUGGGAACCCGACGGUGGAGAUACGCCUCUCCACACGAAGAAACUUGCCUCCUUCCUCCUCUCGACUUGGCACGCCUCUCCACUUGAAAAAAAAAAUUGCCUCCUCCUCUCGACGAGACACGCCUCUCCACUCGUAAAAACGCGCCUCCGCUCGACGAGACACGCCUCUCCACUGGAACAAACGCGCCUCCGCCCGACGAAUCACGCCUCGAUCCUCCAGACGAACAAAACGGGUUCGUCACAUCGUCGAAUUUUGGCACGAAUCACCUCCCAUGCAUACCCGCCGGGUUGCGUGCCAGAAUGCCGUGUUGUUGGCAUGCAACAGCAAGGAAGCUGAAUGAGGUUGAGUAGAGUCAUGGCCACCAGCUCGGAAAGCGUAAGUUCGGAUAUAGUCCAACUCAGUGCCAUGUUUCCAAACUUGGAAUGGGAGUUAGUGCAGACGGUUUUAGCUAAUCACGGAGGGAGUGUGGAGUCUGCAGUGCACUACCUCGUGGCAGUGUUGGGAGAGUCGGAUGUUCCAGUCGGCGGUGAUAUCGGAGGCCUACCCCAGGUUGUUAUGGAUGAACAAGCAGACUCAGACCCAGGCACCCCCACUGGAAGUGUCUCCAUUGAUAUCGAGGAUGAAGUUCAAAGGCUAGAGGACUCUGAUAAUACGGACGAUAAAUUGCACAGACAAGACUUGGGGAGAAGUCCCGAGUCUUUGCCGUCUUACAAGGAUGUUGCAGAAGGAUAUUCCUCGCCUCCUCCUUCUUAUGACUCUCUGGAGACUUCAAACAUCUCCACAGCUGCAGCUGAGAGAACUAAAAGUGUUUUACCUGGAAAGUUUGCACACAAAAUAAGGACAAGACAUCGAAAGAAAAAAGGCUAUCACUCGCAUGACACUUGACAUUCUCCAGUAUUAUUAGUAUGUAUUUGUAGGUAAUAGUUUGUUGAACUUCCUUUACGGGAAGCAAAUAGUUCUUUGCCAUCAUGUGCAGUG
This is a messenger RNA of Geodia barretti, 1220 nucleotides long. The record is from the annotation of a GenBank genome assembly. NCBI's taxonomy places the organism in Eukaryota, Metazoa, Porifera, Demospongiae, Tetractinellida, Geodiidae.